Messenger RNA from Gavialis gangeticus (Gharial), 2189 nucleotides. It is a transcript of the gene NAGA, whose product is annotated as alpha-N-acetylgalactosaminidase. Gene Ontology annotation, molecular function: alpha-galactosidase activity. Gene Ontology annotation, cellular component: cytoplasm. Bases 52 to 1341 code for a protein of 429 amino acids. NCBI's taxonomy places the organism in Eukaryota, Metazoa, Chordata, Crocodylia, Gavialidae. The record is from RefSeq and is a predicted model, not a curated record. Gene Ontology annotation, biological process: glycoside catabolic process; oligosaccharide metabolic process; glycosylceramide catabolic process. The transcript is spliced from 9 exons.
CGGCGGGGGCUGGCGGAGCUCCGGCGCGUGUUCACUCCUCACUCCAGGGCAAUGAAGUUGGUGGCCUAUGUCUGUGGCCUGGCCCUGGUGGCCUGUGCCCUAGCACUAGAGAAUGGGCUCAUGAGGACACCCCCGAUGGGCUGGCUGGCUUGGGAGAGAUUUCGCUGCAACAUCGACUGCAAAGCAGACCCCAAGAACUGCAUUAGUGAGAGGCUCUUCAUGGACAUGGCAGACCGCCUGGCAAACGAUGGCUGGAAGGAGCUGGGCUAUGUGUAUGUGAACAUCGAUGACUGCUGGAUGGCAAAGCAGCGGGAUGCAUCAGGGCAACUGGUCCCAGAUCCUGAGAGGUUCCCCAGAGGGAUCAAAGCCUUGGCAGAUUAUGUGCACUCCCGGGGACUGAAAAUGGGCAUUUAUGGUGACCUUGGCACCCACACGUGUGGUGGCUACCCGGGAACCACACUAGAUCGGAUCGAACAGGAUGCCUUAACCUUUGCACACUGGGGUGUGGACAUGCUGAAGCUGGAUGGCUGCUACUCAUCAGAGGAUGAGCAGGCCCAGGGCUACCCUAGAAUGACAAAGGCCUUGAAUAUGACGGGCCGUCCCAUCGCCUAUUCCUGCAGCUGGCCAGCCUACCGAGGAGGGCUUCCACCCAAGGUGAACUACACUCUCCUGACAAACAUCUGCAACCUCUGGCGUAACUAUGGUGAUAUUCAGGACUCCUGGGACAGUGUCCUCACCAUUCUGGACUGGUAUUCAGAAAAUCAAGAUGUGCUGCAGGCAGUGGCUGGUCCUGGCCACUGGAAUGACCCAGACAUGUUGAUCAUUGGGAACUUUGGCCUCAGCUUUGAACAGUCUCGAUCCCAGAUGGCAUUGUGGACAGUGCUGGCUGCCCCCCUUUUAAUGUCCAAUGACCUCCGCACGCUCUCCCGAAGUGCCAAGGAGAUCCUGCAGAACCAGCUGAUGAUCAAAAUCAACCAAGACCCCUUGGGAAUCCAGGGACGCAGGAUCCUCAAGGAAAAAUCUCACAUUGAGGUGUUCCUGCGCCCACUUUCCCACUCAGCCAGUGCCCUGGUUUUCUUCAGUCGGCGGACGGAUAUGCCAUACCGAUACACUACCUCCCUGGCCAGGCUCAACUUCACAGAGAAUGCCGUGUAUGAGGCACAAGAUGUGUACAGCGGAAACAUCAUCAGUGGCUUGGCACCCGAACACAACUUCACUGUCAUCGUCAACCCCUCAGGAGUGGUCAUGUGGUACCUCUAUCCCACCAUGUACCUUGAGCAGCCGUUGAACUUUGUCAGACAGCAAUCCCCUGUGAAGGGCUUUCAUCCAUUGGUCCUGUGAAACCAACUGAAGAAAGGUGAUGGGGGCCAGCUCAGGUUUUAGCAGCAAGAUGCUGGAGUGCAGGCUUCUUUUUGGCACCCAUUAGCUUCUUGCUGACACUUUCACCCUACAGGGAACUGAUGUUUAAAUUGUUCAUAUUGUUCAAGCCUGUGAUUUUAUACUUAAAUCUCUCUGUAAAGCAGUGAUAACUGUUGCCUACCUCAUGGGGAUAAUGUCCAGCUUAAUUCAUUAAUGAUUGUAAAGUGCUGUGGGACCCUCCUAUGGCAGAUGCCACGCAAGCACAGAGCAAAGCUGCGAUAAGAACAAGCUAAGUACUGUUCAACCAUUUGGCCUUAAUUCCUUUCUAGAUAAGGAUGGCACCACCACAGGUCACUGGAAAGGCUCUUUUGGAUAGAUUUUCAGUAAGGCCUUAGAUCUGAUCUCAGUAUCAUGAGGACCUAAGUUCCAUACACGUGCUGGACAGGCAGACACACAUACUACAUGGGGUACCUUUUUUUUCUCUUCUCUUCCCCCCUCCAAAAAAAUACAUUCUUUAGAUCAGAAUGACAUAUAUAAAAAAAAGUCAGCAGGACUCAUCCACUUCCAGCUGAGACUUACUCUUUUGCAGAGACAACAGCACUCCUUUGGGAGUAUAGAGCUGUCCUCAGAGCAUAUAACUGGGCAUUCAGCUCCUGGUAUUCAAUCCAGUCUCUGUCUAUCACCUUUAUCAAACUUCUCAUUAUACAGCACCCAUAAAGGGAGGACAGUUCUACUUACAGGUUCUGUGAGGAUUAAUUGUAACGGAUACAUAAUGUCUCAGAUGCAUGAGAUAUGAUCUCAACUACCAGUGUGCUCAUCCAUUGCUUAUC